UAAAAGUAAAAAGGAAACUCGAACUAACAGUAAUUCAGUAUUCAUUUCUAGAACCCAACAGAAGCACACCCUUCAUCCCCCAGCCUCCGGUCUUCACCCAGAAAAUGACAACACCAUUUUUUGCUGGGCUUGCAAUAGCUGCUGCAGCUCUUGCUGGUAGAUAUGGAAUUCAAGCUUGGCAAGCAUUUAAGACUAGACCCCCUAGAGUUCGGAAAUUUUAUGGAGGAGGUUUCCAGCCUAAAAUGACCAAAAGGGAAGCAGCUCUUAUCCUUGGAAUUAGAGAGGGUGCUCGGCCAGACAAGGUUCGAGAAGCACAUAGAAGGGUUAUGAUUGCAAACCAUCCCGAUGCUGGUGGCAGCCAUUAUCUUGCUUCUAAAAUCAAUGAAGCUAAAGAUGUGAUGUUAGAAAAGACGAAAAGCAGCGGAUCUGCAUUUUGAUUCUUUGGGAUAUUACUUCCAGGUAUGACCAAUGUUCAUAUCGACGAUAAUCCUACUAGAUUUAAAUCUUGAUGGCACAUGUAUUGACAACUCGAAAAAGAACAAGGUGAUGGACUGUGAUCAGCUUCAGCAACUGUGCAGAAAGUGUCGCCCUUUUGUAAAUGAGCUUGGUGGUGAAAUCAACAGAAAUGUAUAGUUAUUUGUAACAUUCUUUGAUUUUAUAAAGUGAUUGUUAUUUGUGCUCUCUA
Molecule: messenger RNA, 685 nt
Organism: Nicotiana tabacum (common tobacco)
Lineage: Eukaryota; Viridiplantae; Streptophyta; Magnoliopsida; Solanales; Solanaceae
Product: mitochondrial import inner membrane translocase subunit TIM14-1
Biological process (GO): protein import into mitochondrial matrix
Cellular component (GO): PAM complex, Tim23 associated import motor
Molecular function (GO): ATPase activator activity
Source: RefSeq, a predicted model, not a curated record